GGGAGAGGUCGCGUGGAGUUGGCUGGUCAAGCUGGGAGCGGUGUCACGACCUACGGACAGGACGGAGUCAUGCUGUCAAGUAUGAUAUACCUCCUACGCGUUUUUAUCUUGACAAGAUGGAAAAGGACCCAUUUCUCUUCUUUGCGACCCACUGGAAAAACAGGUGGCCACGUGGAGGAAUCUGAGGGUCAAAGUCACAUGUUGUGAUAUGGUAACGAUAAUCCCAUCCAUAAUCCAAUUUCUGCCUGGACACCGAUCACAGGGCUGGGAGCUCUCUGAUUGGUCAGAAGGAUGUUUCCAGAAAAGGAUACACAUUCUAUAGAUCUAGACUGACAGCUAAUGGCUGAUUGACACACUGUGGAAAGAGUUCAUUACGCGCCAUCUCCUCCCACAGGUCUGACCUAAAUGAACGGCCCCGAGUCAUGUAGGGAUUUGCGCUAUCUAUUACAGAUCAAAAAUUAUUCAUUCCGGAACUCAGAAACACCGGGCGAUGUCAGCAUACUUUCUCUCGUGGUCUCAUCACGAAGUAUUAGAACUUGCCGUGAGGACCCGCCCUGUUGGACCAGUCUGGGGGUGUUUCUGCUUUCUUGGCAAAUUUCGACUCGUUCUUGAUCCCAGCCUGGAGUGGAAAAUCCGUAAUCAGUCGACCUUUGACGAGUCGUUUUGUUGUUUCAGGUCAGCUUGACAUCUUACCGAGUGGAGUGACCGUCGUCUCCGGGCGCCAGUAAGGAUGUGGCCGAGACCGAGACCGUGGUUAGCUGCGCUGCUCUACCUGUGGGUCCAUCUGGCAUGCUGCAACGAGCACAAAACCGACGCGAACAGACCAGCAGAAGAACACAUUCCGCGUGAGCUCAGGGCUUGGACAUGGGCGAAUGCCCCCCUACCGGACCUUGUCACAGAGGAUGUUUCAGAGGUUGUGGAAACGGACUUUUCAGGGGAGGUAGAGGAGGAACAUAACACGUCAUGUGGACCAGACUGCGAGAAGGCCCUCCCCACACCCUCUCUCAGCGACUUCAACGACUACCUGUCGUAUGAGACACUGUUUGAGAACGGGACCAGUGUGUUCACCAGGGUGAGCUGGAGUGAAGUACCCGAAGCGGAGAAAGAGAUCCGGAGAGAGGUGGCAGAGAUGGUCGUGAAAACGAAGAGAAGGAAACGGCAAAUAUUCGGUGUGGACACGAGGUUUAACAUCCUUGGUGAGCAGUUCCUGACGAACUUCCCAUUCAGCGCGGUGGUGAAGCUGUCUACGGGAUGCACAGGUGUCCUCAUCUCGGACAAACACGUGCUGACGGCCGCGCACUGCAUACACAACGGGAAAAGAUACGUAAAGGGACGAAAGUCCAUGAAGAUCGGCUUCAUCGUGUCGCAGCCCUAUAACGAGACUAUGCGCGUGCACCGCGACUCCGAGUGGAGAUGGAUCAAGGCCAAGAAGACGCAGAUUCCCGCCGCCUGGAAGAAGAUCCGCAACAGGGAAAAGGCCGUCAUCCCCGACUCUCCGAAGACAAAGAAACGAAAGACCAAAAGCCGCAGCCGUCGUGAGGUGGACGAAGAAGAUAAUCCGGAAAUUGAGGCCGUCAAGUACGACUAUGCGGUAGUAGAGCUGAAGGAAUCCACCGAUCGGCCUUUCAUGGACAUCGGCGUCAGCUCUGCAGUUAACACGGCGCCCGGUAGGCGGAUCCACUUUACGGGAUUCGACAACGACCAGGAGGACAGGCUGCUUUACAGGUACUGCAGUGUCCUGGAGAACACAGCCGACGUCCUGUACCAACAUUGUGACGCUCAGCCCGGCACUUCCGGUGCAGGCAUCUACAUCCGGAACUGGGACAACUCAACUGAGAAAUGGGAACGGAAGAUCAUCGGUGUAUUUUCAGGUCAUCAGUGGGUUAACCAAGACGGUGCACCACGUGACUACAAUGUGGGUACGCGCAUUACGCCUCUGAAGUUCGCGCAGAUCUGCUUCUGGACCAAAGGCGACUACAACCUCUGCCGGGAGGGGUACUAGCGUGUCACAUGAUCCGGCACUCCAGCGAAACACCUCAAAAACACAAAUCCUGGAUACUACUAGUAUGUUUUUAGUGGAGUCAGCUGCUGAAAAUAAACAUUUUCUGGUGCUUUAGUCAGAUGAUAACACGCUGUGGUCUACACGGAGGAUCAAGCGUUCAUGGUUUCCUCACGCGCUGACGGACCUUGGUAUAGUACAUGUGCUACACCGACUGAUAUCGAUAGGCAGUGUGGACAUCGCCUAGCGCAGAAUCAGAUCCACAUCGGGACUUUUCCCAUGCUUCUAUUCAGACUCUCUUAGUACAAACGUUGAAAGGCGUGUUUCUUUUCGCUUAAGUUUGUUUAUUGAUAAAAUCUAGGGCCCUCAAAACUACAUCUUUCAACAACAGUUAGGACUUUUGUUGGCCAACAUCAUGAGACGUCACAGUGUAGGCGGAUGUACAGUACUUACUACAUCAUAUGUACACCUAUCGGAAAUUGUUCAUCCACUAGCUGUAGCAAUGAGAAUGUGCUACAAGGACGGGGGUUUUCUCAGCAUCAGUCGACGCGACGCUCGGUUCUUGAAGUGGUUGCCACCACAUCUGUCACCCUCGUAUCGUGUUGUCUGGGACCAGGCGGAUGCACCGGCACGGCGGUGAGACGCAACUAAGCAAGGGCAAGCAAGAAGCUUGGGUUUCUUUAAUCAAGCUACGUCUAAAGUGAUGAAGUAAACAAUAUAACGUUACUUUGUACCGCAUUCACGUCAAAAGACCUGCGUCUUAAGUACAAAUGUACAUGAUUUUUUCUUUCUCAAUUCUGUACACCGUUCGUUAACCUCCUUGAUAAGACGUAUAUUUUGUGAUGUGGCAAACCGUGGCAUCCUCGCUUCUAUGCAUGUAUAUCGGGCGAGGUGGGUUUCACAUAUUUAAGCGACAAAUCUUAUACAUGUAUAAUGUUAUCGAAAUUCGAUAGACGGUGAUAUUAUAGUGGUGGCUUAAAAUGUUUUGGUUUGUCUUUGUCUUAUUUUGCUAACGUUUUGAGCUGAAUAGAUGUGUACAUCGGAGUCCGUCUUUUAGACUUCUGUAAAUAACGUUAUGACCUUAGUUGAUUAGGUAGAAAUGUUACAAUCGUGACGUCGUGUGUUGUGAUAUUGGUGUAAAAGGAAACAUAAUGUGUUAAUCCAGUGGACUGUAAUAACAAUGACUGUGAGUCCAUUUAAAAUAUAUUUAAAUCUGUGUCAUGUUUUCUUGUGAUUAUUGGCAAGUUCUUACGCAUAGGAGUGCCUGCAGGAUACAUGUAAUGUAGUUCCUACGCACACAGUGUCCCAAACACUAAGCUUUGCUGUUGGCUUUUCCAUGGUAACUUAAAUUUAAAUUCGGUCAACAGUGGAAGGAAAAUCUAAGUAAUAAGUGUUUAUUUUCGCUCACUUUUUUGUUACAAUGACAAUUUGGUUUCGUUGUCGAUAACAAUACUAUAAUUUUAGAGCCAGAAGUGAUGACGGUGUACUGAAGAUGGAAACAGGAGACACAGAUGAUAUUCUCAGACAAAACCAUCUCUAUGUGAGGCGUUAUUCUUCUGUUGUAAAUAAAGAAAACCAUGUCAGUCAUUCGCUCGGUUGGAUGCAAUGUUUUUCUUAUUUGUUUCUGUCCUUUUUAGAAUAAAGAUAACUCUAAAACGUC
Messenger RNA from Branchiostoma floridae (Florida lancelet), 3659 nucleotides. Its product is annotated as serine protease 23-like. Lineage: Eukaryota; Metazoa; Chordata; Leptocardii; Amphioxiformes; Branchiostomatidae. Gene Ontology annotation, molecular function: serine-type endopeptidase activity. The transcript is spliced from 7 exons. The record is from RefSeq and is a predicted model, not a curated record. The coding region runs from base 731 to 2002 and encodes 423 amino acids. Gene Ontology annotation, biological process: proteolysis.